GUGUUCGCCCGCCAUUCUCUCGACGCCAUCUUUGUCUGAUAUUGAGCAUAUGAUCAUUGUUGUGAGCUCCUUGAUAAAAUUUUAAUAAAAUUAGACUGUGUUAACGAUUCGUCAUAAAAGUUGUGUUUUUCGUAAGAUUUUAAACGAAGUGAAUAAUGGCUCGUACCAAGCAAACAGCCCGUAAAUCUACAGGAGGUAAAGCUCCUCGUAAACAAUUGGCUACAAAAGCCGCACGUAAAUCGGCGCCCAGCACUGGUGGUGUCAAGAAACCCCAUCGCUACCGCCCAGGUACCGUAGCUCUCCGAGAAAUUCGUCGUUACCAGAAGUCUACGGAGUUGUUGAUUCGCAAGCUGCCUUUCCAGCGACUUGUGAGAGAAAUCGCACAAGAUUUCAAAACUGACCUUCGGUUCCAGUCUGCCGCCAUUGGCGCUUUGCAGGAGGCGAGCGAGGCCUACUUGGUGGGUCUGUUUGAAGACACUAACUUGUGCGCUAUUCACGCCAAGCGUGUCACUAUUAUGCCUAAAGAUAUCCAGCUGGCAAGACGGAUUCGAGGCGAACGUGCCUAAAUUAAUUUUAGUGUACCUAAUCAUAAAUUAUUUGUAAUUCGAAUAGAUGUUAAUUCUAUAACUCUUAAUAUUGAUUGUCUCGCAUUUCUUUUUUAUCUUAUUAACAUCGUAAUCAAUAAUUUAAUGUAAGGAGACAGCAGAACUGAAUUUUUUUUAUAAAUAUGUUCUUAUUCUGUAAGUUUAUCUAUAUUGUGUGUACAAGAUAUGUAGCUCAAUUUCAAUACAUUUCAUAUUGUAAUUUUCCUUGUCAUCAUGUGCAGAGUUGCUCAUCAUUCGUUACUGUGUCUUGUACAGCAACAUAGCCUGUAUUUUAGUGACUUGUGGUAUGUCUAGGUUGUAGAAUAGGCAAUAUUGUAACCACAUGAAAGGAAACCUGUGUUUAAGUAAUUUGAUAGAUGCACUUAUCGAUAAUUGUGUAAUGAAAUACUUUGGUGUUAAUAAAUAUAAUUAGAAUAAAAAUGGUUU
Messenger RNA from Vanessa atalanta (red admiral), 1031 nucleotides. RefSeq names its product histone H3.3A. Bases 156 to 566 code for a protein of 136 amino acids. The record is from RefSeq and is a predicted model, not a curated record. NCBI's taxonomy places the organism in Eukaryota, Metazoa, Arthropoda, Insecta, Lepidoptera, Nymphalidae. The transcript has 3 exons. Gene Ontology annotation, molecular function: protein heterodimerization activity; DNA binding; structural constituent of chromatin. Gene Ontology annotation, cellular component: nucleosome.